Macadamia integrifolia is the source of this 987-nucleotide messenger RNA. RefSeq lists its product as uncharacterized. The record is from RefSeq and is a predicted model, not a curated record. Gene Ontology annotation, molecular function: RNA-DNA hybrid ribonuclease activity; nucleic acid binding. The coding region runs from base 1 to 987 and encodes 328 amino acids. The transcript has 2 exons. Lineage: Eukaryota; Viridiplantae; Streptophyta; Magnoliopsida; Proteales; Proteaceae.
AUGGUGGCUCAGCAUGGUCCAGAUGGGCAUACAGAGCAAGCAAUUUAUUACCUUAGUAAGAAGUUCACAGACUAUGAGACAAGGUACACAACCCUGGACAAGACUUGUGCAGCUUUGGUUUGGGCAACAAGGAGGUUGAGACAUUACAUGUUAACCUAUUCAGUCUUUUUGGUAUCCAGAAUGGAUCCCAUCAAGUAUCUUUUUGAGAAACCCGCAUUGACAGGCAGAUUAGCACAUUGGUUAUUGCUCUUAGUGGAGUUCGACAUUGUGUAUGUCACCCAGAAGUCCAUCAAGGGUAGUUUCAUCACUAAACACCUAUCCACACAUCCAGUUGUUGAUACAAGGCCUUUAAAUGACAUAUUUCCAGAUAAAGAUGUAGUUUCUAUUGAGGUUGAAGAUGAGGUUGGCAUUUGGCAAAUGUUCUUUGAUGGAGCUACCAAUCACAAAGGUUGCAGAGUCGGAGUUCUACUUAUAACUCCUGAAGGGUUGAACUUGCCCAUGGCAUAUAGGUUGGACUUUGAGUGCACCAACAACAUGGCUGAGUAUGAAUCUUGCCUCAUGGGAUUGCAAGCAGCCAUCUCUAUUAGGGUCAAAAGAUUGGAAGUAUAUGGAGAUUCGUCGAUUGUCAGGGACAAUAACAAGUUUGCCGAUGCAUCGAUGGUUGAUUUUGGUCCAGGUGAGCAAAUACAACUAUUCAUUAUAGAUCGGAGAGAUCAUCCUUCACAUCAAGGCUUCAUCAAUGCCCUAACAGUAGAUGGUAGGCCUUGGUUUUCCCAUAUUGUGGAUUUUAUCAGAGAGGGGAAGUACCCUGCAGAUGCUACCCAAGGAGAUAAAAGGUUCCUGAGUCGUUAUGCCACCCAAUUCAUAUUACAUGAAGAUAUUUUAUACAAGCGAUCUUUUGAUGGUGUACAAUUGGGUGUGUGGAUGAAGAUCAAGCACAAACAAUCUUGGAGCAUGUACAUCAGGGAAUCUGUGGCCCUCAUAUGA